GAACAUUGCUAUAUUUAAGUGUAACCCACCCCCAACUGGCACUCACUUAGCUUCAUUCAUUUCAUUCUUCGAAUGGGAGUGAGGACAAAAGCAGUUUUCUCUCUUGGUUUUGAGCUACACUAGUCUCUCCAACUUGCUGCUUCAGCUCUCUUAAUCUUAUGCUAUAUAUAUAAACAUUACAUAACAUGCACCCUUUCACCACUUGUUUUGUCUUUCCAUCAUAUAUAUAAUAUAGUACACAUACACCACGCACCCCACUACGCUAGCUGAGAUGAUGAAUGCACUGCCGUCAGAAUGCAGCAGCGGUUGCGAAUCCGGUUGGACUCUAUACCUGGAGGAGCCCUCUUUCCUCAAUGCUUCCACUUCCACUCCCUUUCUGCCUCAAGAGCACCACAAGAUGAAACCCAAAACUAGUGUGCCACAAGAAGAAGAUGACUUGUCCAUGCUUUCUGAUGCUUCCUCUGGGCCUCCACCUCCGGCGGCCCAUCAGAGAACUAUAAAGAGGCAGAAACUAGUUGUUAAAGAGAAGCGACACCACCUCCCUUCUUUUCUCGACGAUGACGACGAAGACACUGCCAGCUCUCCUCUCUGUGACUUCUCCAUCAACAAUGUUACUACUUUCACCAACCAACAAACUUCCCAAGACAGUGUGCUAGAGCUAGAUUACUCACACGGUUUCUCCGCAACUUAUUUUGAGGGGAGAAUAAGAAUGACAUCUUCCUUGCAAACAGUCUCUAUCAGGAAAUGAAGUCAGGCUAAAUGAAAGCGCUAUUCAACUGCAUUCUCUCUGUAUCUUGACCACAUACAUGGAGAGAAUCAUGCACGGAUCAGAUGGAGCUAGCGUGUACAAGGAAUUAUAUUUCAUCACAAAACAUAUCCUGUUAUUUCCUUUUUAUUUUUUAUUUUUUAACAAGCCAAAGAGAAUCAAAGGGAAUUUUAGAAAUAAACCUUUUUUUCUUACUUUUGUGGUCUUUGGUAAUUUAAUUCUCGUGAAUGAAUAGUGAUUAGUGAAUAGUGCGUGCGUGUGCACAUACACAAGCUAAGAUGACUAAGUAUGGCAGGCUCAUGUGCUGAAGCCUCGUACCAAAUUUAUAUCACCAAAUAAAAUUAAAUUAAAGCAAAGCAGCGGCACUUACCCAACAAAAAAG
Arachis duranensis is the source of this 1148-nucleotide messenger RNA. RefSeq names its product protein SOB FIVE-LIKE 5-like. Gene Ontology annotation, molecular function: transmembrane receptor protein serine/threonine kinase activity; ATP binding. The transcript has 3 exons. Gene Ontology annotation, biological process: cytokinin biosynthetic process; protein phosphorylation. The coding region runs from base 272 to 748 and encodes 158 amino acids. Lineage: Eukaryota; Viridiplantae; Streptophyta; Magnoliopsida; Fabales; Fabaceae. The record is from RefSeq and is a predicted model, not a curated record. Gene Ontology annotation, cellular component: membrane.